Acanthosepion pharaonis is the source of this 999-nucleotide messenger RNA. The record is from the annotation of a GenBank genome assembly. NCBI's taxonomy places the organism in Eukaryota, Metazoa, Mollusca, Cephalopoda, Sepiida, Sepiidae.
AUGAAGGCUGUCUAUCAGGCAUUUUGUUGGCUUCUUCAAGAGUUUUGCUUUCUUUCUUUUUUAUGGCAGAAGAAUUUCCUCGUCAACAGUGGUCGACUGCUGUACUGCUCCUUUAUUCAUCUGGUGUUACUCGUUUGUUUACUAAUUUCGUGCACAUUUGCAGGUUACAUGGAGUCCACCAGACUGCUCCAAGUUCCAUGCCCUGAGGAUGAGGGUCGCCCAAUGGAGAAGCUGACUGAUAUUGAAUUGAGUAGUGUGCAUGUGACAAAACCCAAACAGCGGGGAUUUGUCAGUGAUGCUAACUCUAUCGUCUUACAGGAAGAGGAUGUGGAAACACCUUGCGGUAACAUUCGUGUUGCCAUCCAAGGUGAUAGAAUAAAGCCAGCAAUUUUGACAGUUCAUGACAUUGGAUUAAAUCAUGUCACUUGUUUUCAAGGAUUCUUUAGUUUUGCUGACAUGCAACCCAUCUUGCGCCAUUUCUGUGUCUAUCACUUUAAUGCCCCAGGUCAAGAGGAGGGUGCUCUCCCACUGAGACCAGAGCAAGAUGCCCUUGGUAAUCCUGAGAGCCUUAAUGAAAACAGUUACUCUUAUCCAAGCAUGGAACAACUUGCUGAUGCUGUUCAUCAUGUUGUUGAUCAUUACAAACGAAAUGAUCUUGGACUCAUUCGAGAAUUGGAUAAUAUUCGAAGAAAUACAGUGAAAAAUGUCAAAUGUCGCACUAUGCUCUUGGUUGGUGAUGACUCCCCACAUCUGGAUGAUGUUGUUAAUAUGAAUGGCAGAAUGGAUCCACAAGAAACGGACUUUGUUAAGAUUGCUGAUUGUGGUGGAAUGCCACUUGAGGAGCAGCCAGCCAAAGUGUGCGAGGCUUUCCGGUACUUCCUUCAAGGGAUGGGCUAUAUCCCUGCAUUGAUACCUUCUCGCAGCGUGUCGACUUGCAGUGACUUUAGCCUUGCAAGCACCAGAAGUCCUACCACUGAGGAAGAUGGGGCAGAAUGUUAG